Messenger RNA from Eleginops maclovinus (Patagonian blennie), 1474 nucleotides. RefSeq names its product oligodendrocyte transcription factor 1 (gene olig1). The transcript has a single exon. The record is from RefSeq and is a predicted model, not a curated record. Gene Ontology annotation, molecular function: DNA-binding transcription factor activity, RNA polymerase II-specific; protein dimerization activity; E-box binding. Gene Ontology annotation, biological process: axon development; sensory organ development; positive regulation of transcription by RNA polymerase II. NCBI's taxonomy places the organism in Eukaryota, Metazoa, Chordata, Actinopteri, Perciformes, Eleginopidae. The coding region runs from base 301 to 1068 and encodes 255 amino acids. Gene Ontology annotation, cellular component: nucleus.
GCAGCUGUGGAAAUGAGAUAAAACUGAGCUGCCACUUUAGGAAGCUCUCAUUCAGUCACUUGCUCAGCCAGAAACGUCUGAAGCCAAAAGUAAAAACUCUUGGUGACUCGUCAUUGUCCUGGAUGGCAGUUGUUUUCUGCAACAGAGGGGAGAUCAACAGGUGGAGGAAAUGAAGGUUUGAUUUUUGUCACUGUGGGGAUUUUUAAAGAAGAAGUUAAGUGUUUUUGCCUUGACUUUUUUUUGGUUUGUCUCUCAAACUUUAUCUUUUGCUGAAGACAGCUUUUUUUAAGAAGACCAGAUAUGAAUGUGCUGUCCAACCCAGGGAUCAGGGCGCAGGAGCAGUCUCUUCCUCUCUGUGGCCCCGGGUCUGUACAGGACUUGCCCCACUGCCCCCCAGGGUUCAACCUGAGCUCACGCCUGAAUCCUGUGCCCAUGCUCGACCUCCAGAGCGGCCAAAGACCGAUCAAGCCUCAGAGGGAGCUGAGCCCCGAGGAGCAGCAGGAUCUCAGGAGGAAGAUCAACAGCAGGGAGAGGAAACGCAUGCAGGACUUGAACAUUGCCAUGGAUGCCCUGAGGGAGGUCAUGGUGCCGUACGCCUCCUCGCCAUCCUCUGCCUCCCCCCCCCAGUCCCACCAGCCCGGGGCCCCUCCAGGCCGCAGGCUCUCCAAGAUCUCCACCUUGGUUCUGGCCAGGAACUACAUCCUCCUCCUGGGGUCGUCUCUACAAGAGAUGCGGCGGCUGCUGGGGGAGGUAAGUGUGGGGAUGGGUGUGAACACAGGACCGGUCCCCCGGCUGCUGCUCGCUGGAGGGUGGCCCCUCAUUUCUGGUCCAAGUCAGCUCCUCCUCACUCAGGAGUCCCUCCUGACGUCAGCAGCCUCGUCCUCGUCCUCCACUUCAUCGGCAUCUGCUUCUAAAUGUCCCCUGUUGUCCCCGGGCCCCAUGGAGGCCUCGCUGGCUCCUGUGCAGUGGAGCUCUGCAGGGGCCUCCGGAGGGCCCCUGUGCCCCUGUGGAGUCUGCAGACUACCCAGAUUUAACCACUCCAAUCCGGUUCCAAGAUUUCCAAAGUGACCCCUCUGAGUUGAAGUUACAAAAUGGACUUGAUGAGUGUUACCAGUAUGCCACAUUUUAUAUGAGUUGUUAUUUUUCUAACAUUUAGAACAUAUUUGAACAUGAAAUGAUUUACUGCAAUAACUCACAAAUAUCUUUGAACUUUUUAAACCUGGUGGAUCCAUUCUGUAUUUGGAAGCCAGUGUCUUUCCACGUAUAUAAGUAUGUUUAUAAGUAAAUAUAAUAAUGCCUGUUUUGUUGUAGUUAUAUAUUUUUAAAUACUUUUCAGAGAAACUACUUCUACGCUUAUUAUUGGAAAUGUGAGUGUUUGUUAUGUUUGAUUAAAGUGAUUUGCAAUUUUUGUGGAAAGACGAUCACAAAAAUAACCGCCUAGCACUAGAGGGGUUCCAAAUCCUUAUAUCUUAUU